This is a messenger RNA of Microcebus murinus (gray mouse lemur), 2254 nucleotides long. RefSeq names its product calcyclin binding protein (gene CACYBP). Gene Ontology annotation, cellular component: nucleus. Gene Ontology annotation, molecular function: tubulin binding; ubiquitin protein ligase binding; S100 protein binding. Lineage: Eukaryota; Metazoa; Chordata; Mammalia; Primates; Cheirogaleidae. Gene Ontology annotation, biological process: heart development. The record is from RefSeq and is a predicted model, not a curated record.
CCGUGACGUCUCCAGUGCGACAAAGCUCACUGAAAGUCAAACUAUUCUCUUCAGGAAACGUCCACGCUUAACGCGUUCAUUCUUUCCCAUUUCACCAUAACUAGGUUGCUCCAUCUCCCCACCGUUUUGCCUUUCUCUCGCGCAGGAUCACUAGCCUAGACAAGAUGGCUGCCUGGCUGGUAUGGUGUCCUAGAGAGGACGGAAGCAAACGACUCUCUAGCCAACUUCCGACUAGGACUCCAAAGACCGUUACAGAAAGAUCUAGAAGAGGUAAAGAUGUUGCUUGAAAAAGCCAGUAGGAAAAGAGUACGUGAUGCCCUUACAGCUGAAAAGACCAAGAUUGAAACAGAAAUCAAGAACAAGAUGCAACAGAAAUCACAGAGGAAAGCAGAACAUCUUGACAAUGAAAAGCCAGCUGCUGUGGUUGCUCCCAUUACAACGGGAUAUACAGUGAAAAUCAGUAAUUACGGAUGGGAUCAGUCAGAUAAGUUUGUGAAAAUCUACAUUACCUUAACCGGAGUUCACCAAGUUCCCACUGAAAAUGUGCAGGUGCAUUUCACAGAGAGGUCAUUUGAUCUUUUGGUAAAGAAUCUGAAUGGGAAAAGUUACUCCAUGAUUGUGAACAAUCUCUUGAAACCCAUCUCUGUGGAAGGCAGUUCAAAAAAAGUCAAGACUGAUACAGUUCUUAUCUUAUGUAGAAAAAAAGCAGAAAACACACGAUGGGACUACCUAACUCAGGUUGAAAAAGAAUGCAAAGAAAAAGAAAAGCCCUCCUAUGACACUGAAACAGAUCCUAGUGAGGGAUUGAUGAAUGUUCUAAAGAAAAUUUAUGAAGAUGGAGAUGAUGAUAUGAAGCGAACCAUUAAUAAAGCCUGGGUGGAAUCAAGAGAGAAGCAAGCCAAAGGAGACACAGAAUUUUGAGACUUUAAAGUCCUUUUGGGAACUGUGAUGUGGAAAUAACUGAUGUUUCCAGUAAGGGAAUGCUGGUGAGCUACACAUAUAAAUUUGACAGAUUUGACUAUUUACCUAGCCUUCUAAGUAAAGGCAAGGAAUUCUCCAUUUCUUACUGGAGGAUUUAUUUAAAUAAAAUAUGCUUAUUAAACAUUUCCUGCAAAGAUGGUUUCAUUAGUACCUUGGUCAUUUUGUUCAAGAAAGGGUUAUAUUGCAUUCACAUGUGAAAUGUAAAAAGCAAGUCUUGCCUGAUGAAAAUGCUACAUUGUGUGUAUUUUUGUUAAGCUAAGAGGUAGAAAAUAAAAGUAUUUGUUUGUCUUUGUUACUGACAUCAGCUCCCACCAAUGUAAGAAUAAGUAAGAGUAAAACCUGAAUUUUUGCAUACAAUACAAAUCUGUACCUGAAGGUUACUGUAGAAUAGCUAAUCCCAUGUUACUGGCUUAAGCAAUGCAUAUGCCAUGCACUAAUAAUCCAAUCAUAAAUAUUUCUAUGUAGAUUUAAAUAUAUUUGUUUAUGAAUAUAGAAUAGAAACAAAAUCUAAACUUGACAAGCAUAAACAUCUUUGUAUAGUACCAGUUAGUAAGUCUUGCCAUAGAUCAGAUAGUUUACAAAAGUAAUAAACAUAAAGCAAAAAGUAAUUAAUAUGAAAGUCCAUCUAUUCCUUAUUCCUAUGUUCAAUAAAGUUAAAAUUUUCUUCAAUGGAAUAGUUUCACUGUCUAUCCAGCAUUAUGUCAGAAAAGUCAGGUUUUUAGUGGGAAUUGUUUAUUCCCCUUGAAAUCAGGAGCCAGAGCAAGGUGCCUACAAUCUGCAUUACUACAUUGUACUAGAGGUAUAAGCCAAUGUCUUUAGAUAAGAGAAAGCAAUUAGACACAAGGAAAAAUCCAAAAGGAUCAACCAAAACUGCUACAAUUAAUAAGAGAAUUUGGAAAAAGUAGUAGGAUUUAAAGUUAAAAUACAGAAACAGCCUAUAUAUAGCUGUUAGUAAAUACUGAAAUCCAGUAUAAUACCUCUAUAAUUGUAGUGUUGGCACAUAAAUAAACAGACCAAUGGAACUGAAUAGUAGAAAGACACAAAGCAUAUGAAAGUUUUAGAAUACAAAAGAUGGGUUUUUAAUGAUUUUAAGAUAACUAAAAAUAACCAUAUAGGUAUAUUCCAAACAGACUGAAGAUGUGACUGUAAAAAUGAAAGGAUACAAGUACUAGAAGACACAAGUGAGAUUCCAUUAUAACCUAAGAGUAGGAGAAAACUACAUUAUGUGACUUAAAACCUAUAAGUAAAACUACAUAUUAAUAAUUUUUAAAUA